UUAACAAACAAAACUAAUAUUAUGCAAUUUCAACCACCACCUGGUUUUGCUCUUCCUAACAUGUCAACCCACGAUCAUCAUUGGACUGGGUUUUGGUGUUCUUUAGAAAAGGGUGGAGGCAAUAGAUACAUGGCUAAGUGUUUCUAUUGUAAAUAUGAGCUAUUUGGAAGGCCUAAAAAUCUUCAUAGUCACGCUAUUGCAUGUGGUAAAUGGCCUGUUGCUGCGAGAAAUAAUUAUAUUCAAGAGGCCACAAGUUCUACUCCUAAAUCUUGUAACAAUAAAAAAAAUUUAAUUAGUUCAGACCAAGAACAAUCAGAGUAUGUUAUUAAUACAAAUAAUUUAUUAAUUGAUCUUUUUGAGGAAGAGGAAUUUGAAGAGCCUUUAGAAUUUGAAGUUGAAGCGGUAAAUAUUGAUAUAAAUGAUGAGUUAGUAAUGGAUAAAUUCUUUGAUAUUGGUAUUUUUGAACAACUAGAGCAAGAAGUUGUUGAUGAAAGUUCAACAAUUCAUUUUCAAAAUUCUAUUAAUACUAAAGAUUGGUCGAUUGAUGAUAUUUUUUUUCAAUCUGAAAUUUAA
Dentiscutata erythropus is the source of this 573-nucleotide messenger RNA. Lineage: Eukaryota; Fungi; Glomeromycota; Glomeromycetes; Diversisporales; Gigasporaceae. The record is from the annotation of a GenBank genome assembly.